UUUUGUAAAUCAUAGUGGGUAAUUUGUAAUUAAACUAGUAAUACCAUUUUGCGUUUAAGAUCUGUUUAGUGUUUAGAUUAUAAUAUAUCUAGUGAAGUUUUAUGUAUUUAUUAAAUCAAUAUUGUGUAGUCCAUUAUGUCUAUAAUAAUAAAAUUGUCAGUUGUUCUGUGAUUAACAAAAUCUCAAUAUAGAAACUACCUACAUCAAUUUCUGCAAAACUUUACUACACUUCUGAAUCGAGUUACAUCGAAUAGCUUAGAUUUUGAGAUAUUUAUUUCAUAGAUAAGUAUAGCUAUGUUAAGCAGUUGGACCAAACAUUUGCUUCAUUGUACCUUAUUGGUGUUUGUAAUAUCAGCAUUUGAAAUCUGGUCAGGAGGAGUUAAACUAUCAGCAGAUGUUCAAAAUACUUUUAAUUUUAAUGCAUGGGAACGCUAUGGUUUUUUUUGGUGCUCUAUGUUGUAUCUAUUACGAUGUUUGACCUUCUUACCAUUACCACAAGUACUAUUAAAUUUUGGCGGUCUUACACUGUACAAUGCUUUUCAAGACAAAGUUGUACUAAAAGGGUCACCUUUGUUGGCUCCAUUUAUAUGCAUACGUAUAGUCACAAGAGGAGAUUAUCCUCAGUUAGUCAAAGCUAAUGUAGCCCGUAAUAUGGCUCGAUGUUUAGAAACUGGAUUGGAAAAUUUCAUUAUUGAAGUAGUGACAGAUAAAAGUGUUGGACUUCCUGUACAUAGGCGUAUAAGGGAGGUAGUUGUUCCAAAAUCAUAUAAAACAAAGACUGGCGCACUUUUCAAAUCAAGAGCUCUUCAAUUUUGUUUGGAAGACAAUGUAAAUAUUUUGGCAGAUUGCGAUUGGGUUGUACAUUUAGAUGAAGAAACCCUAUUAACAGAAAAUUCAAUUAGAGGUGUAUUGAAUUUUGUUUUGGAUGGUAAACAUCAAUUUGGCCAGGGUCUUAUUACAUAUGCAAACGAAGAAGUAGUAAAUUGGUUCACAACCUUAGCAGAUAGUUUCAGAGUAGCUGAUGAUAUGGGUAAACUUCGAAUUCAACUCUCAAUGUUCCAUAAGCCACUUCUUAGUUGGAAAGGAUCUUAUGUUGUCACCCAAUUGGGUGCAGAGCGUCAUAUUUCAUUUGAUAAUGGUUUAGAUGGAUCAAUAGCAGAAGAUUGUUUUUUUGCCAUGCGAGCUGCUAAAGAAGGCUAUACAUUCAAUUUUGUUGAAGGAGAAAUGUGGGAAAAAUCACCAUUUUCACUUUGGGAUUUCAUCCAACAACGUAAACGUUGGCUUCAAGGUAUUCUAUUAGUUGUCCAUUCAAAGGCUAUACCUUCAAAAACAAAAAUUUGGUUAGCUUUAUCAUGUUAUUCAUGGGUGACAUUGCCGCUGUCAACUUCUAAUUUAGUUUUAGCUAGAUACUUUCCAAUUCCAUGUCCAGCAAUCAUGGAUUUUGUUUGUGCAUUUAUAGCUGGAGUCAAUAUAUAUAUGUACAUAUUUGGUGUAAUGAAAUCUUUUUCAUUAUAUCGUUUUGGUGUUCUAAAAUUUACGUUAUGCAUUAUAGGAGCACUGUGUACUAUACCUUUUAAUGUUAUAAUUGAAAAUGUAGCAGUUAUAUGGGGCCUUUUUGGCAAUAAGUACAAAUUUUAUGUUGUACAUAAGGAAAUCAAACCACUUGUCACUGUGUAAAUAACUGUCAGUAAUGUGUUCAUUUGCAUUGGAUCUGAUUUUUGGGAGGGAAAGACUAUCUUGCCAUUUAAAAAUAAAGCAGAUGAAUAAUACAUAUAUGUAUGUAUCAUUGAAAACUAUGGUUUACUAUAAUUUUUGAA
Molecule: messenger RNA, 1817 nt
Organism: Melanaphis sacchari
Lineage: Eukaryota; Metazoa; Arthropoda; Insecta; Hemiptera; Aphididae
Product: beta-1,4-mannosyltransferase egh
Exons: 4
Coding region: 295-1677 (460 amino acids)
Cellular component (GO): cytoplasm
Molecular function (GO): beta-1,4-mannosyltransferase activity
Source: RefSeq, a predicted model, not a curated record